CUCAGUUCACUUCGUCCAAUUUGACAUACGUGUUCCACAUAUAUAUAGACAUACUCAUGCUCUCCCUCUCUAUGCCACAGACACACAGACACAUGCAUACACAACACCAGCUAACCACACUCACCCCUCCACUGCCUCUCUCGCUUCUCUCGACGUGCUUGACGACAGGUCAAACAGGAAGUCAUGCACAUACCUCUCAGCCCACUCAUGGCCAAAGAAGGCCGCCAGCACCGGCUGGACCGGGUCUCGUACCGCUGAGUACUCAUCGUACCCCCGCUGCAUGGCCUCGUUCCGCUCCACAACCGACGUGCUCGAGCACGGUCUCAGAGAGCCAACCAUGUCCAAGUAGGUGGAAAGGUAUUCACAGAAGGCAGGAAAGAGCAAAGCAGCCACGUGGCUGGCAUCCUCAAAGCGGCCGUACAGCAUGCUCGAGGAGAAGUACCGCUUCUCGUCAUAGUGCCUUGCCGACAUCCGCCCGGUCAGGCCCACAUAGUUGCGAUCACGGCUUCGUCGUAGACGCUCAAAGAAUGAUCGGUAGGCGGGUGCGCUCUCCGUGUCUUGAGGGGGAGAGGUAAGCGGCUGUGCGUCGAUCACUUGCAGGUACUUGCUGUCGGACAGCUUGAUCAGGUCGACGCCCAGCAAGGGGGGAGGGAUGUCCGCCCCCAAACUAAAGGAAGGGUACCAGAGUGAGUUAAAGACCUCAAAUCCCUUAGCACCACUGUCUGCACCGACACAGGUGCCACACACGGAUGAGUCGCGCCAUGGACGAGUGUGUGGAUCGGCGUAGGUCUUUAACACUAUGCUGACCGAAAUACGUCAUCCUGAUCUUCCGAAACUGCUUGGAGCUAAAGCAAGCGCUCGAGAUGCGUACAUGCGGCCGCCUCGUACCGCUCUCCCCAUCGUCCUCCACCACCGUCUUGUCACUCUCCCUCUGCGCCAGCUCCGGCGGCAACGGGACGCCAGUGAGGCCCUCAAGUGCAGACAUCUUCUGCAGCUGCACGGCCACGAAUGCAUCAUACAAGAGCGGGCCGGACGAAGGCACCAGGGGCUCCAGUGGGAAGUGGGGCAAUGGGACAGAGGAGGGAGUGGUUGAGAGAAAGGGUGCUACCAUGGGGGCUCCGGACGGUGUCGCCGCUGCCUGUGCGGAUGGGUGUCUGCGAGGGCAGGGGGAGGCCAAGGGGUGGGAGGGGGUGAAGGCUGACACAUGGACGAUAAGCACAGCUGAAAAGACGAUGAGCUGCAGCACCGCGGCCAGCAUCAUGGUCAGCCGAUGAACAUUAGGAGGGCAGGCUCUUCGCUAUGCCAGAAGGCCGAAAGACACCCGGCACCUCAAGGAUCUGGCCCGUGAUCUGUACGGCGAAACCUCAAUCAGUCAUCUUACCUGGAGAAAAGACAGCACAGCAGAAGGACGACAGAUCUUUGUGAGCAGUGCUGAAGAAACGAUUCUUGUCUUCUCAUCCUUCCCACCAAGGGGCCCAUACGGUGGAUCUAAGGCCGUGCGUGUGAAAGCUGAUCUUGAUCUUGACGCAUUGCUGGCAGAUAGAGAUGCGGCCACAGCUGGCGAUGAAUGGGCGGACGGGUAUCUCUGUGGUCUGCACGCC
Vitrella brassicaformis is the source of this 1601-nucleotide messenger RNA. Lineage: Eukaryota; Vitrellaceae. The record is from the annotation of a GenBank genome assembly.